Messenger RNA from Amphiprion ocellaris (clown anemonefish), 2948 nucleotides. RefSeq names its product phosphatidylinositol 4-kinase type 2 beta (gene pi4k2b). Bases 197 to 1717 code for a protein of 506 amino acids. The record is from RefSeq and is a predicted model, not a curated record. Gene Ontology annotation, biological process: phosphatidylinositol phosphate biosynthetic process; endosome organization; Golgi organization. Gene Ontology annotation, cellular component: trans-Golgi network; endosome; plasma membrane. Gene Ontology annotation, molecular function: 1-phosphatidylinositol 4-kinase activity. The transcript is spliced from 11 exons. NCBI's taxonomy places the organism in Eukaryota, Metazoa, Chordata, Actinopteri, Pomacentridae.
AGGAAGCAGAAGGACGCAGACUAGACGGAUUAUGUGGACACAUCGGUGAGCGAAAGCAGCUGCUUUCCACUAAUUUAAUUUGGUUUUAUGUACUCUGGGAGAGAGUAUAGGGUCUGUAAAAUGAAAGUAUGACAGCUUGAAGUGGAGUCAUUGUAAUUCAAUGUCCAUUUAACUGUGUAUUAAAAACUGAGCAACAAUGAUGUCAGAAUGCGACCCGACAGAGACGGAGACCAGCGAGGACACCGGGGCAACAGCGGUGCCGGUGCUGGAGUCUAACUUUCACUUAGCAGAGCCUCCCAAGGUGUUAUUUGACAGGAGCCGGAUAGGUGCAGGGCUGUCGGCCAACCCCGGACUCGCCGUUCGCAUUUCGGACUCUUGUGAAAGCGUCCUGACCGAGCUGGAGACGGACGGCUCCGGCGAAGAGGCGCUGUUGUUGCCGUGCUUAGCAGGAAGCUCGUCGUCGCCGAGGGGAGCGCGAGAGAAGCGGAGCAGGCGGAACAGACACAGCUCGUCGUCGGAUAAAGACACGUUGGCCUCCCCAGGUACCAACAGUGGGGACUUCAAUCAUUUCCCAGACGAUCCUGAGUUUGCAGAUAUCAUCCAAAGGGCGGAACAAGCUAUCGAGAGUGGUGUCUUUCCAGAGAGGAUUUCCCAGGGUUCCAGCGGGAGCUACUUUGUCAAAGACCCAAAAGGGAAAAUCAUUGGUGUUUUUAAACCAAAGUCAGAGGAACCUUACGGUCAUCUGAACCCAAAAUGGACCAAAUACUUUCACAAGCUCUGCUGUCCGUGUUGUUUCGGCCGAGGCUGCUUGUUACCUAACCAGGGUUACCUCUCAGAGGCUGCUGCUUCUCUGGUUGAUACUAAGCUUGGACUUGGAGUGGUGCCAAAAACCAAGGUGGUGUAUUUGGCCAGUGAAACGUUUCACUACAAUGCCAUCGACAGAGCAAAGUCCAGGGGCAAGAAGUACGCCUUAGAGAAGGUCCCAAAGGUGGGACGACGCUUCCACAGAGUUGGCCUGCCUCCCAAGGUAGGCUCAUUUCAGCUGUUUGUGGAAGGUUACCGUGAAGCCGACUACUGGCUGCGACGGUUUGAGGCAGAACCUCUGCCAGAGAACGUCAGGAAGCAGCUGCAGGCACAGUUUGAGCGGUUGGUGGUGUUGGACUACGUUAUUAGAAACACAGAUCGAGGGAAUGACAACUGGUUGAUCAAGUAUGAGAAGCCAGGAGAAGGAGAAGAAGGACAAAAGGAAGCAGAGUGGCCAGAAAACAGUCUGGACUCCUGCAUCAAGAUCGCAGCAAUCGACAACGGCCUGGCCUUCCCCUUUAAGCAUCCAGAUGAAUGGAGAGCCUACCCAUUCCACUGGGCAUGGCUCCCUCAGGCUAAGGUGGCCUUCUCCCAGGAGACCAGAGACCUGGUGCUGUCCCGCCUCUCUGACAUGAACUUUGUCCAGGACCUCUGUGAGGACCUUUAUGAGAUGUUCAAGACAGAUAAAGGUUUUGACAAAACCAUGUUUGAGAGACAGAUGUCUGUCAUGAGAGGACAGGUGUUGAAUCUGACCCAGGCGUUGAAGGACGGUAAGAGCCCCAUCCAGCUGGUGCAGAUGCCCCGAGUGGUGGUGGAGCGCAGCCGCUCAGGCGGCCAAGGUCGUGUGGUCACACUGGGCAAUGCGUUCACACAAACCUUCCACUGCAAGCGGCCGUUUUUUUCCUCUUGGUAGUCAGAGAAGGCUGAGGAGAGGUUUCUGCGGUGACUCGUUUUUUUGUUUUUUUUUAUCCUGAAGUCUGUCCUGAAGCAAGGAAGGAUGAAAUAAGGGAGAAGAUGAGAUUAUCACACUGGAAACUGUUCUUAUUUGUCCUUGCAAAAAAAGAAAUUGAAGAGGAUGAUAGAAAAUAAAAUGAAGUUUUUUUUGUGAGGAAAUUGAGUUUAAGUAGAUUCCUCAUUUUUUGAAGAGAGUGCAGAGAAGCAUGAGAGCUGGAGAGAUUAGCAUACCGCUGUCUCCUAGAGAGACCUUGGGGCUGUUAGUAGUUGCCAUGGUGACUUGAUUGGAUAAUCGGCUUUUCCACGGAGGUGGGCUUUGUUUAUUGUUAGGACACAGAAAGGAUUUUUUUUUUUUUUUUACCCACCCAAAGUACCUACUGAAGUCUCAUGCAAAGUAUCCUAGUCGGGUAAUGGCCAAAGAACAAGCACGUACCUACCACAUACGAACACAUAUGUGGUCCUAGAGUGUUUGGGGAGUCUGAGGGACUGGUUUUACAGAUGUAUCCAGAAAGUGAAUUUUUCAUGAGGUCAUUGUUCCUCAUCUGGGAUAAAAUCCUAAAAUAUUUGCUUGGCCUUGUAGGAGUACUUGUUGAAACAUAAACGUGCACUUGCACUGCUGGAAAUGUUGGACUGGUUCUGCCCAGCUGGGUCAGACCACUCUUUACCAGUGUUAGUCUUCAAAACCAUAUCUGUUGAGCAAACACAAACCCAGUGUCUUUAACUCUCAGUACUGCCAAAAUCUGUUUGUUGAAGGAGUAUUGAAAAGCCUCAAGAGAAGAAUAAUGUUGAAACUUGAAUUUGGAGGAGGAGGACUAGAAAUCAACACAUUGCUUGAAUGUAAUCUGUUUACGAUUUAUACGCAGAUUCUUGCUCCUAAACAUUUCAAUACAAGAGAAUGCUGUCAGAAAUAGAUUUCUCAUUACAAUGAAUGUAUUUGUUGUUUGACAUGUAUUUAAUUGCCGGCAAACAGCUUUCUCUUGAACCUCGUGGCAUGGGGCACGGCAACUCCCCUCCCCUUUAUAAUAUAUUAUGUGAAAAGGAAAAACAAAAUUGAGGACAAUAUUUCACACUUUGCUUGAUGCUGUUGUGUUUUCUUAUGUAUGCAUCUUGAAAUUUUUAUUCCAACUCAGUGAUUGUAUGAGAAAAAUUGUAUAUUUAACAGAAAAAAAAUAAAAUUUGGGAAAUUAGAA